AUGUCUGAGAACUACGACGUCGGAACGAGGGCGUGGCAGCCCGACACAACGGAGGGCUGGGUUGCAUCCGAGGUCAUCAAUAAGACGGAAGACGGUUCCAAGGUUAAGCUGGUCUUCAAGCUUGACAAUGGCGAGGAAAAAACCAUCGAAGUCACUGCGGAAGCUCUCCAGAAAGGCGAUUCCUCCUUGCCUCCUCUGAUGAACCCGACCAUGCUUGAGGCCAGCGAUGACCUGACGAACUUGUCUCAUCUCAACGAGCCUGCUGUCCUGCAAGCCAUUCGUCUUCGAUACGCACAGAAAGAAAUCUACACAUACAGUGGUAUCGUCUUGAUCGCGGCGAACCCCUUUGCCAGAGUAGACUCCCUCUAUGUUCCUGGAAUGGUGCAGGUGUAUGCCGGCAAACAGAGAGCAACACAAGCACCUCAUUUGUUCGCUAUUGCAGAAGAGGCUUUCAUUGAUAUGGUGCGCAGUGGGAAGAACCAGACCGUUGUCGUGUCAGGAGAGUCAGGUGCUGGAAAGACGGUCAGCGCCAAGUACAUCAUGCGUUACUUCGCGACGAGAGAAUCUCCUGACAAUCCGGGAACUCGGUCCAAGAAGGGUGCUGAAGCUAUGAGCGAAACAGAAGAGCAAAUCCUGGCCACGAACCCCAUCAUGGAAGCGUUUGGAAACGCGAAAACGACGCGUAACGACAACUCGUCACGAUUUGGCAAGUACAUCGAGAUCAUGUUCGAUGACAAAACCAACAUCAUCGGCGCCAAGAUCAGAACCUAUCUUCUCGAGCGAUCCAGAUUGGUUUUCCAGCCCCUGAAGGAGCGCAACUACCACAUCUUCUACCAACUCGUCGCCGGUGCUUCAGACAAAGAACGCCAGGACCUUCAUCUUCUUCCCAUCGAGGAGUUUGAGUACCUUAACCAGGGCAAUUGCCCUACGAUAGACGGCGUCGACGACAAGGCUGAAUUUGAAGCGACAAAGGCUUCUCUGCGGACAAUUGGUGUCAAUGACGAUUACCAGGCAGAGAUUUUCAAGCUUCUCUCUGGUCUGUUGCACCUAGGAAACAUCAAGAUCGGAGCGUCGCGCAAUGAUAGUGUCCUCGCGCCUACUGAGCCUUCUCUGGAGCUGGCUUCCUCGAUUCUAGGCGUUAACGGACCCGAGUUUGCUAAGUGGAUUGUCAAAAAGCAGCUGGUUACGCGAGGCGAGAAGAUCACAUCCAACUUGACGCAGGCCCAGGCCAUCGUCGUCCGUGAUUCCGUGGCCAAGUUCAUCUAUUCGAGCCUAUUCGACUGGCUAGUGGAGAUUAUCAACCGCAGCUUGGCGACCGAGGAGGUUCUUAACCGCGUUACCUCCUUCAUUGGUGUACUCGAUAUCUACGGCUUCGAACACUUUGCCAAGAACUCUUUCGAGCAAUUCUGCAUCAACUACGCCAACGAGAAGCUUCAGCAAGAAUUCAACCAGCACGUCUUCAAGUUGGAACAGGAAGAGUACCUAAGGGAGAAGAUUGACUGGACCUUUAUCGAGUUCUCGGAUAACCAGCCGGCCAUCGAUCUUAUCGAAGGCAAGCUGGGUAUCCUGUCCUUGCUGGACGAAGAGUCCCGUCUCCCCAUGGGCUCUGACGAGCAGUUCGUUACAAAGCUCCAUCACAACUAUGGCAGCGACAAGCAUAAAUUCUAUAAGAAGCCAAGGUUUGGCAAGUCUGCUUUCACCGUGUGUCAUUACGCCGUGGAUGUCACCUACGAAUCGGAGGGCUUCAUCGAGAAGAACCGCGACACUGUGCCCGACGAGCACAUGGCAGUUCUUCGCGCCUCCACAAACAAGUUCCUUCGCGAUGUGCUUGACGCCGCUUCAGCUGUGCGAGAGAAGGAUGUGGCCUCUGCAACGUCCAGCUCUGUGAAGCCGGCCGCUGGUAGGAAGAUUGGCGUGGCUGUCAACAGAAAACCGACGCUGGGAGGCAUUUUCCGCUCGUCAUUGAUCGAGCUUAUGAACACCAUCAACAACACGGAUGUCCACUACAUCCGAUGCAUCAAACCCAACGAAGCCAAGGAGGCGUGGAAGUUUGAGGGUCCCAUGGUCCUCAGUCAGUUGCGAGCUUGCGGUGUACUAGAGACUGUGCGCAUAAGUUGCGCGGGCUACCCUACUCGAUGGACAUACGAGGAGUUCGCCCUUCGCUACUACAUGCUCAUCAACUCGGACUUGUGGACGUCGGAGAUUCGGGACAUGGCGAAUGCCAUCCUCACGAAGGCACUUGGCACGAGUUCCGGCAAGGGCUCAGACAAGUACCAGCUCGGUCUCACCAAGAUUUUCUUCCGUGCUGGCAUGCUCGCUUUCCUCGAGAACCUGCGCACUAACCGGCUCAACGACUGCGCCAUUCUCAUCCAGAAGAACCUGAAGGCCAAGUUCUAUCGCCGUCGCUACCUUGAGGCUCGUAACGCCAUUGUGACUUUUCAGUCCGCAGUCAGAGCCUACAACGCCCGAAAACAGGUUCAAGAGCUCCGCACGGUCAAAGCCGCAACAACAAUACAGCGGGUUUGGCGUGGCCAAAGACAGAGAAAGGAGUACUUACGCGUCAGGAACAAUGUCGUCCUGGCGCAAGCGGCGGCCAAAGGUUACCUUCGACGAAAAGAAAUCAUGGAGACCCGCGUAGGCAAUGCUGCUAUUCUCAUCCAACGCGUCUGGAGAUCGCGGCGACAAGUCCUGGCCUGGAGGCAAUACAGGAAGAAGGUAACGCUCAUCCAGAGCUUGUGGCGUGGCAAACUUGCCCGUCGUGAUUACAAGAAGACGCGUGAAGAGGCCCGCGAUCUGAAGCAGAUAUCAUACAAACUGGAAAACAAGGUCGUCGAGUUGACACAGUCUCUGGGCACGAUGAAGGCGCAAAACAAGAACUUGUCAUCUCAGGUCGAGAACUACGAGGGUCAGAUCAAGGCCUGGAAGAACCGCCACAACGCUCUUGAGGCCCGGACGAAGGAACUUCAGACCGAGGCCAACCAGGGCAGUAUCGCCGUUGCUCGGCUGCAGGCGAUGGAAGAUGAGAUGAAGAAGCUGCAACAGAGCUUUGAAGAGUCAACUUCCAACAUCAAGAGGAUGCAGGAGGAGGAGAGGGAACUGAGGGAGUCCCUGCGCUCUACGAGCACCGAGCUUGAGACGGUCCGCCAGCAGAGCGCCCAGAUUGAAAGCGAGAAGCUUUCGCUGCGUCAGCAGCUCGCAGAACUGCAGGAUCAGCUGGAAUUGGCGAGACGCCUUGCGCCGACCAACGGGGAGCUUACAAACGGUGCUACCCAGCCCCAAACGUCAGCCGCACCUGGUCUCAUUAACCUCGUGUCUUCCAAGAAGCCGAAGCGCAGAAGUGCAGGUGCCGAGCCGCGCGAGGUCGACCGCUUCAGCGCUGCUUACAACCCUAGGCCCGUCUCAAUGGCCGUCACCAGCACUGCCCACAGACAGAACCUGCAAGGCACAGGCUUCAUGCCCGGUGUCGAUAACAUUGAGCUCGAGCUCGAGACUCUGUUGGCCGACGAGGAUGGCCUCAAUGAGGAAGUCACAAUGGGUCUCAUCCGUAACCUCAAGAUUCCAUCGCCCAACACUAACCCGCCGCCAUCCGACAAAGAGGUUCUCUUCCCUUCGUACCUGAUCAACCUUGUCACAUCCGAGAUGUGGAACAACGGCUUCGUCAAGGAGUCAGAACGUUUCCUCGCCAACGUCAUGCAGUCAAUUCAGCAGGAAGUCAUGCAGCACGAUGGCGACGAGGCCAUCAAUCCAGGUGCCUUCUGGCUCUCCAAUGUCCACGAAAUGUUGUCUUUCGUGUUCUUGGCUGAGGACUGGUACGAAGCCCAGAAGACGGACAACUAUGAGUAUGACCGUCUUUUGGAGAUUGUCAAGCACGAUCUCGAAAGCUUGGAGUUCAAUAUUUACCACACUUGGAUGAAGGUUUUGAAAAAGAAGCUGCACAAAAUGAUCAUCCCGGCUAUCAUCGAGUCCCAGUCACUCCCCGGCUUCGUCACUAACGAGAGCAGCCGCUUCCUGGGCAAGCUUCUACAGUCCAACUCGACCCCAGCCUACAGCAUGGACAACCUGCUCAGUUUGCUGAAUAGCGUUUUCCGUGCCAUGAAGGCGUACUACUUGGAGGAUUCUAUCAUCACGCAGACGAUCACCGAGCUGCUCCGUCUGGUUGGCGUCACCGCGUUCAACGAUCUUUUGAUGAGGCGCAACUUCCUCUCCUGGAAGCGUGGUCUCCAGAUCAACUACAACAUCACUCGCAUCGAAGAGUGGUGCAAGAGCCACGACAUGCCUGAGGGCACCCUCCAGCUCGAGCACUUGAUGCAAGCAACGAAGCUCCUUCAGCUCAAGAAGGCAACCCUGAAUGACAUUGAGAUCAUUCAGGAUAUCUGCUGGAUGCUGUCCCCCAACCAGAUCCAGAAGCUCCUGAACCAGUACCUUGUUGCAGACUACGAGCAGCCCAUCAACGGCGAGAUUAUGAAGGCCGUUGCAUCCCGCGUUACGGAAAAGAGUGACGUUCUGUUGCUGCAGGCUGUCGAUAUGGACGACAGUGGCCCCUACGAGAUCGCUGAGCCCAGAGUCAUCACCGCCCUGGAGACUUACACUCCUUCAUGGCUCCAAACCCCGCGCUUGAAGCGUCUCGCCGAGAUUGUCUCAGCUCAGGCCAUCGCCCAACAAGAGAAGCUGGAAUACGACCCCGAAGACGGCUUCGAGCGCAACGGUGACCUUGCUGAAGUUGACGAGGAAGAUGUGGCCGCGUAA
Colletotrichum graminicola M1.001 is the source of this 4746-nucleotide messenger RNA. RefSeq lists its product as uncharacterized. Bases 1 to 4746 code for a protein of 1581 amino acids. The transcript is spliced from 7 exons. Gene Ontology annotation, biological process: vesicle transport along actin filament; actin filament organization. The record is from RefSeq and is a predicted model, not a curated record. Gene Ontology annotation, cellular component: cytoplasm; vesicle; actin cytoskeleton. Gene Ontology annotation, molecular function: microfilament motor activity; actin filament binding; ATP binding. NCBI's taxonomy places the organism in Eukaryota, Fungi, Ascomycota, Sordariomycetes, Glomerellales, Glomerellaceae.